Messenger RNA from Parascedosporium putredinis, 1869 nucleotides. Lineage: Eukaryota; Fungi; Ascomycota; Sordariomycetes; Microascales; Microascaceae. The record is from the annotation of a GenBank genome assembly.
AUGGGCACUUAUUCCCGAGUUUCGAUAAGCCAGAGCGGCCCGCGCCGCGGCAGCGGGACCGGCGACGCCGAGCCCGUCGGCGGGGAUUCGUCUACGCCCGGCGCGGAUAGCAUGUUGCUUGAUGCGCCGACGCCAGCGUCGCGGCGGCGAGGCGGGGGAGGGUCGGGGCUAGACCGGGAAGAGGGAGGGGAGGGUGGGAGGCUUGGGCUUGGGCUUGGCGAGGACGAGGAAGACGAUGAAGCCUGGAGAGACGGGGUCGAGGUGGAGGAAGACGGUGAUGAUGACGACGACGAUGUGGACCACGACCGCGACGACGAUCUUGACUAUGGCGACGAAGGGGAAGAAAGGGAAGGAGGAAAAGAGGACGAAGAAGCGCCGCGGUCCCUGUGGCCGAACCCAGAGGAGGCGGCGGCGAUGCUCGCCAAGUACAAGGGCCACAAGGCGGCGCUGUACCCGUUCGUGGUGAUUCCGCCGCACCUGGGAGAGGAGGAUCUCCGGACGCGGCGGCCGUUCCUGUGGAAGGCCGUCAUGAUGAUUGAGCGGGUGCUGGACGGCACGGGGCAAAUCACCAUGGCGAUGGAGCUGCUGGGGGACAUUUCCCGGGCGGCGUUUAUCCAGCCGGACAAGAGCCUGGACGUGCUCAUGAGCCUGCAGCUCGUCAUCGCGUGGAUGCACUACUCUAUCAACGGGUUCCAGCUCACCAACAUGCUGUUCUUGUGCCGGUCCUUGUGCAUCGGGCUGCGCAUCGUCAAGGAUACGGGGCAGUACCCCGGCGACGAGCUCCUGGUGAACCUGGUGCGGAUCCAGAAGCUGGCGCAGACCAUUGCCUUUACCGUGGGCGUUGACAACAAGAGCACGCUAGCGUCGAUGCAGCUGCCCCUCAUCAUGGUGGUGCAGUCGUUCCAGGAGCAGCUGGACGCGUUCAAGGCGAGCUUACCCCCGCACCUCCGCGAAGACCCGGCCAUCGUGUGCCGGACGGCGAUAGCGCAAGUCCUCCUCUACGAGGUUGCCGUGACGGAUGCCAUGUCGGCCUCGGCAGGGUCGACGACGGGCGGAUCCGGAGUAGGAGGAGGUAGUGGGACGACGGCUACGGCAACCACAGCGCAACCGGGACCGACGCUGUCCUCCCUAGGAUCGACCUCGUCUUCCUCCGCCUCGCUAGAAGCGCACACGGAACGUCUCGAGCUCCUAUGGCGGUGCACGAACUCGGUGCACGAGUACUUUGCGUGCCGGUUCGCGUCGCACGACGUGACGCGGCCGCGCUUCAUCGCGCUCAACGCGUCCGACUUCGUGUUCGCGGCGCAGGUGUCGCUCAAGCUGCUGAUCCUGCGGGUGCCCGGGUGGGACGCGGGCUUCGUGCUGGAGAAGCUCGAUUUCGAGCGCUUCGUGGACAAGGUGUCGAUGGAGAUUCGGAGCCUCAUUGAGCGCCGGAGCCAGAGCCAGUGGCACAUGGAGAUGACGGCGCGUCGGCUCAUUCCGAAGAUGGUGGAUCCGUUUGAGAAGCUGCACUGUUCGCUGCUGCAUUUCAAGGGGAUUUUGUUUACGGAGCUGACGAGGAAUGCGGCGGCGCGGCAGGCGGUGAUGCAGGGACAGCAGCAGCAGCAGCAGCAGCAGCAGGAACAAUCGUCGUAUCAACAACAACCCGUUCAUCAGCAGCAGCAUACAUCCGGAGAGGCGAGCGGCACUCGGACGCUAGGGCCGCACAUGCUCAACAGUCGGCCCAUGAUUGCGGGGCCGAUGCUGGUGGACGUGGACUUGGAAAUGUCGAACCUGGACGAGUUUAACCUCACGCAGGUCGAUUUAAUGGCGUACGACAUCUCCACGCCCAUGUGGGAUUGGGGACACCCGGGAGAUGCGGCUCAACCUUGA